Molecule: messenger RNA, 2432 nt
Organism: Pungitius pungitius (ninespine stickleback)
Lineage: Eukaryota; Metazoa; Chordata; Actinopteri; Perciformes; Gasterosteidae
Gene: cdk5r1b
Product: cyclin dependent kinase 5, regulatory subunit 1b (p35)
Exons: 2
Coding region: 735-1643 (302 amino acids)
Biological process (GO): axon guidance; brain development
Cellular component (GO): cytoplasm; protein kinase 5 complex; growth cone
Molecular function (GO): cyclin-dependent protein serine/threonine kinase activator activity; protein kinase binding
Source: RefSeq, a predicted model, not a curated record
CAGAUAAAUGGGGCUGAUUAGAGUGGCACUAAGGGAGAAAGUAACAGCCUCGGAGUUCACAGCGUUCACGGUGGCAUGUUUUCAUAUGCGCCAUAUACUAUAUGUGCUCGGCCGCAUACAGGCGGAGUCGUUUCACCCCCGCACCGAGCGCACAGGGGCGCCACACCACCGCCUUUGCGUCAACCCUUGCUCACACAAACACGCCACACAUCAGCCCGUCGCAGCAUCUCUCUCGGCCAGGAGGACCAGGAGCACAUCUUCAUCUGAGCAUCCAUUGCACAACUGCCUCCCAUCGUCUGCACACCGAAGACACCGGGCGUGUUCAUCCAACGCUUGCUUCUUCUUUUUUAUAGGGUGCCUCGUCUUGGAUUUUUUUUUUCAUUGUUUCAUUUCUUUUUUUCAGAUGGUUAUGUGUUUUAAUCGCAACCUGUAAGGAAAACAAACUAAAACAUACCACGAAGCAUCGUCGGCACAGCGCGAUUAUAAUCUCAUUGAGCAGGAUAACUGCAGCGGGCAUUGGAAGCCGCAGACAGAGGGCUGAAAUCCAGCAGAGGCAGUUUUGAGUCGAGGUGAUCGCUAUCCCCUCAGAGAGGAACCUUUUCCGCCCAGGCCCUGCAGCGGCAGCCUGUAGCCCGGGACUCGCUGCUCCCUGAAGCAUUAAGAGGCUUUCCCCCUGGCAGACCCUCUUCUGACCCAGUGCGGCUGAAGCCCCUGGACGCAUACCCUCAGUCACCAUGGGAACCGUGCUGUCUUUGUCGCCCAGCUACCGAAAGGCGGCCCUCUUUGAGGAUGGGCCGGCCACCGUGGGCCACUACACGGCCGUCCAGAACAGCAAGAACGCCAAAGACAAGAACCUGAAGCGCCACUCGCUCAUCAACGUGCUCCCGUGGAAGCGAAUCGUAGCCGUGUCGGCCAAGAAGAAGGGCUCCAAGAAGGUGCAGCCCAACGGCAACUACCAGAACAAUGUCACCCAGCUGAACAACGAAAACCUGAAGAAGUCGCAGUCGUGCGCCAACCUGUCCACCUUCGCCCAGGAUCAGAGCACCCCGGCUCUCACCAAGGCCUCCAACAACGCCGUGUCGUCCGUCAAGAAGGCCCCGCUGACCAACUCCAACGCAGUCCCCGGGACCCCCAAAAGGGUGAUCGUCCAGGCCUCCACCAGCGAGCUGCUGCGCUGUCUCGGGGAGUUUCUGUGCCGGCGCUGUUACAGGCUGAAGCACCUUUCCCCCACCGACCCGGUGCUGUGGCUGCGCAGCGUGGACCGUUCCCUGCUGCUCCAGGGGUGGCAGGACCAGGGGUUCAUCACCCCCGCAAACGUGGUCUUUGUCUACAUGCUCUGCCGGGACGUGGUCUCCUCCGAGGUGGCCACGGAGCACGAGCUGCAGGCCGUGCUGCUCACCUGCCUCUACCUGUCUUACUCCUACAUGGGCAACGAGAUCUCCUACCCUCUCAAGCCCUUCCUGGUGGAGAGCUCCAAGGAGACCUUCUGGGACCGCUGCCUUUCCAUCAUCAACCUGAUGAGCGCCAAGAUGCUCCAGAUCAACUCUGACCCGCACUACUUCACUCAGGUGUUUGCCGACCUGAAGAACGAGAGCCAGAAGGAGGAGGAGAGGAGCCGCCUGCUCAUUGGCCUGGACCGGUGAGGGGGCGCAGGGAGGAGAGGGGGGGUGGGGGCAGACGGGUCAGGGGAGGCGGGGCCUACUCCAGUCUGGCAUUUUGACAAGUCUGAAGGAUUAUCUGGGAUGCUAUUGGUUAAUUAUAUGACAAAUAUUUAAUAUUUAUAACAACUAAACAUCGAGGGGGAAGGAAUCUUAAGGGGGGGGCUCUGUGAUUUUCACAGGUUGACAAUGUUGGGGAGAUAACAAAUGUAAUCAUCACCUAAAUACAGGGCCGUAGGGUUUAAAAAGCAAAAGCACUCUCGAGCCUCUUGAAGCUAUUAUUACUAUCGAGGCCAAAUUCUAUUUUCCAACUAGCAAAGGAGGUGUUUUCUGUGAACCCCCGAGAGUGAAAUUAAACAAUUAUAUAUAUUUAAAUAAAAUGCCAGACUUGGGUAAAUCCUUUGCUAACGGAAAGAUGACAAACAGAAAACGUUUUUAAGAAAAACACACAAAAAGACAACAAUUCAGGCGGAAAGACAGAGAUUAGCAGAGGAAGCAUCUACGGCGUUGAAUGUGGAGAGGAUCCCCACCGGUGACCUUCUGACUGCCUGACCACGCCAUGUGCACUGCCUAUGCUGCAGGAGGGUGACGGCUAUCGCCUGACUAGCUUUCUUCAUACAUCACAGGCGCCCCCCCCCCCCCCCCCUAUCCCACGCCACCACCAUCACCCCCCCCCCAGCUGCAAACUCUGGCUCUUCGGGAAAUGCCACCUCCCCUCCAUUUUUGUUUCCGUUGCAGCGAUGCAUAUCUGAAAGAGCAGCAGGGGGGGGGGGG